AUGGCGGAGAGCUGGCUGCGCCUCCCGGGAGCGGGGUCGACAGAGGAAGCCGGGCCUGAGGGCGGCCUGGAGGAACCCGCUGCCCUGGAUGACAGCCUGACCAGCCUGCAGUGGCUGCAGGAAUUCUCAAUUCUCAACGCCAAGGCUCCGGCCCUGCCCCCGGGGGGCACCGACCCCCAUGGCUAUCACCAGGUGCCAGGCUCGGCCGCUCCUGGCUCCCCGCUAGCGGCCGACCCUGCCUGCCUUGGGCAGCCACACACGCCGGGCAAGCCCACGUCGUCGUGCACGACACGCAGCGCGCCCCCCGGGCUGCAUGCCGCACCUCCCGAAGACGUGGACUACUCCACCAACCCGCACGUGAAGCCGCCCUACUCGUAUGCCACGCUCAUCUGCAUGGCCAUGCAGGCCAGCAAAGCCACCAAGAUCACGCUGUCGGCCAUCUACAAGUGGAUCACCGAUAACUUCUGCUACUUCCGACACGCGGAUCCCACCUGGCAGAAUUCCAUCCGCCACAACUUGUCCCUGAACAAGUGCUUCAUCAAGGUGCCCAGGGAGAAGGAUGAGCCGGGCAAGGGCGGCUUCUGGCGCAUUGACCCCCAGUACGCAGAGCGGCUGCUGAGCGGCGCUUUCAAGAAGCGGCGGCUACCCCCGGUCCACAUCCACCCGGCCUUUGCCCGCCAGGCCUCACAGGAGCCCAGUGCUGGUGCUGCGGCCACCGCUGCGUGGGCCGCGCCUCUGACCGUGAACAUGGAGGCCCAGCAGCUGCUGCGGGAGUUUGAGGAGGCCACAGGGGAGGCGGGCUGGGGUAUGGGCGAGGGCAGGCCCGGGCACAAGCGCAAGCAGCCAGUGCCCAAGCGGGUGGCCAAGGUCCCGCGGGCCCCCAGCACCCUCCUGCCGACCCAGGAGGAGCAGGACGAGCUGGAGCCCCUCAAGGGCAACUUUGACUGGGAGGCCAUCUUUGAUACGGGCACUCUGGGCGGGGAGCUGGGCUCUCUGGAGGCACUGGAGCUGAGCCCCCCGCUCAGCCCUACCUCGCAUGGGGACGUGGACCUCACUGUCCACGGCCGCCACAUCGACUGUCCCGCCUCCUGGGGACCCCUGGCUGAGCAGGCAACUGACAGCUUGGACUUCGAUGAGACCUUCUUGGCCACAUCCUUCCUGCAGCACCCAUGGGAGGACAGCAGCAGUGGCUGCCUGCCCCCGGAACCCCUCUUUGAGGCUGGGGAUGCCAUGCUGGCCGCUGAUCUGCAGGACUGGGCCACCGUGGGUGCCUUCUUAUAA
Molecule: messenger RNA, 1281 nt
Organism: Ochotona curzoniae (black-lipped pika)
Lineage: Eukaryota; Metazoa; Chordata; Mammalia; Lagomorpha; Ochotonidae
Gene: FOXJ1
Product: forkhead box J1
Exons: 2
Coding region: 1-1281 (426 amino acids)
Biological process (GO): regulation of DNA-templated transcription
Molecular function (GO): DNA-binding transcription factor activity; sequence-specific DNA binding
Source: RefSeq, a predicted model, not a curated record